Molecule: messenger RNA, 1942 nt
Organism: Lepus europaeus (European hare)
Lineage: Eukaryota; Metazoa; Chordata; Mammalia; Lagomorpha; Leporidae
Gene: PAPOLB
Product: poly(A) polymerase beta
Exons: 1
Coding region: 1-1884 (627 amino acids)
Cellular component (GO): nucleus
Molecular function (GO): poly(A) RNA polymerase activity; RNA binding
Source: RefSeq, a predicted model, not a curated record
AUGAUGCCGUUCCCGGUGCCGGCCCCGGGCGCGGCGGCGCCCCCGGAGAAGCGCUAUGGCAUCUCGUCGCCCAUCAGCCUGGCCGCCCCCAAGGAGACCGACUGCGCGCUCACCCAGAAGCUGAUCGAGACCCUGCGGCCCUUCGGCGUGUUCGAGGAGGAGGAGGAGCUGCAGAGCAGGAUUCUGAUUCUGGAGAAGCUGAACAGUCUGGUCAAGGAAUGGAUCCGAGAGGUCAGCGAGAGCAGGAGCCUCCCGGAAGCCGUGGUCGGGAGCGUGGGCGGGCGGCUGUUCACCUUCGGCUCCUACCGGCUGGGGGUGCACACCAAGGGCGCCGACAUCGACGCGCUGUGCGUGGCGCCCAGGCACGUGGAUCGCAGCGACUUCUUCACCUCCUUCUACGACAAGCUGAAGCUGCGGGAAGAAGUCAGAGACUUAAGGGCCGUGGAGGAGGCGUUCGUCCCAGUCAUCAAGCUGUGUUUCGACGGGGUGGAGAUCGACAUCUUGUUUGCGAGGUUAGCCCUGCAGACCAUUCCGGAAGAUCUGGACCUGAGAGACGACAGUUUGCUUAAAAACUUAGAUAUCCGAUGCAUAAGAAGUCUUAAUGGUUGCCGGGUAACUGAUGAGAUUUUACAUCUGGUACCGGACAUUGACAACUUCAGGUUAACUCUGAGAGCCAUCAAACUGUGGGCCAAAUGCCACAAUAUCUACUCCAAUAUAUUAGGUUUCCUUGGAGGUGUUUCCUGGGCUAUGCUGGUAGCGAGAACUUGCCAGCUGUAUCCGAAUGCGGUGGCAUCAACUCUUGUACGUAAAUUUUUCUUGGUGUUCUCCGAAUGGGAAUGGCCAAACCCGGUGUUGCUGAAAGAGCCCGAGGAGCGGAAUCUGAAUUUGCCUGUUUGGGACCCCAGAGUGAACCCCAGUGAUAGGUACCAUCUAAUGCCCAUAAUUACCCCGGCAUAUCCCCAGCAGAACUCCACCUACAACGUGUCCGUCUCCACCAGGAUGGUCAUGAUUGAGGAGUUCAAACAAGGGCUUGCUAUCACGCAUGAAAUCUUGCUGAAUAAGGCAGAGUGGUCCAAACUUUUUGAAGCUCCAAGCUUCUUUCAAAAGUACAAGCAUUAUAUUGUACUUUUGGCAAGUGCGCCAACGGAGAAACAGCACCUGGAGUGGGUGGGCUUGGUGGAAUCCAAGAUUCGGAUCCUGGUUGGGAGCUUGGAGAAGAAUGAAUUCAUUACGCUGGCCCAUGUGAACCCACAGUCAUUUCCAGCACCCAAAGAGAACCCUGACAAGGAGGAGUUUCGUACGAUGUGGGUGAUUGGGCUCGUCUUAAAGAAGCCAGAAAACUCUGAAGUUCUCAGUAUUGACCUCACCUAUGAUAUUCAGUCUUUCACAGAUACAGUGUAUAGGCAGGCAAUCAAUAGUAAGAUGUUUGAAAUGGAUAUGAAAAUUGCCGCAAUGCAUUUAAGAAGAAAAGAACUUCAUCAGCUGCUACCCAAUCAUGUGCUACAGAAGAAGAAACACCCUGCUGAGGGCAUCAGAUUGACAGCUGUGAGUGACAGCAGCCUCGGUACUGACAGUGAGAGCAGCAUGCCCGUGCCUUCGCCGACUGGCCUCGUGACGGGCAGCUGCCCGGGCAGAAGCAGCCCUGCCCCGGCUGUCCUGUCAGUGUCUCUGGGCAGCAGCACGCAGCCUUCUGAGGUUGCCUCGCAACCCGUGAGUCCCAGCGAAGGCGCCGGGGCUGUGCUGAGUGAGGGUGGCCCUCAGACUGCCUCACAACCAAAGCCCACCGUCACCAGAGUCGUUUCUUCAACGUGUCUGGUGAGCCAUCCCCCCAUACCUGCAGGAAAUGCAGCAACCAGCAUCCCUAACCCCAUAGUAGGCAUCUAGGGACACUGACCUCACAGAAAAGGAGGUGUAGAAGUGAGAACACGAGUGGAGCAACCCA